Molecule: messenger RNA, 645 nt
Organism: Drosophila obscura
Lineage: Eukaryota; Metazoa; Arthropoda; Insecta; Diptera; Drosophilidae
Exons: 2
Coding region: 1-645 (214 amino acids)
Source: RefSeq, a predicted model, not a curated record
AUGCGUCGCCCAAAGCAGCACAACGCCAACCUGUCGGCAUUGAUAUUGAUUGGCCUGUGCAUCGGCCUGACACACGGCCUGUUGCUGUUUCCUGCCACAACAGUGCUGCAAAUUACCUCAUCCAUAUCGAUACCUCUGGAUCUGCCCACAAGAACCAAGGUCUUCAUGGAUCUGGGCUUUCAGAUGAACUACAAUUUGCCCAAUCUGCUGUCGUCCUUCUACAACUCGACCAUUUGGGCGGAUGAACUGUCGCGACGUCACAAGCGGCAGCUGGACAAUCGCAUUGAAGCUGGCCUGGGCGUGGAGAGUGCGCUGCAUCCCAGUGACUUUACCGCGGGAGAGCUGUAUGAGGGCCUGGAGCAUAUGCUGGAGAAUUACGGCUACCACAGGUCCUGUCUGCUGCGCAGUGUCUGUGAGCUGUCGCUGCAUCCCUUUGCCGAGGAUCACAUCUACGGCCUGGUGACGCAAGUCAUCACCUUUCUGCUCACACCCUCGCAGCACGAAGGCUUUGCGGCUGGCGAGCAGCUCUACCGCGAGAGCUAUGAGCGAGCCGAGCAAAUUGGCUUCCUUGGCGGCGACUGCCAGCGUGAGUAUCCCAGCUGUGGGAUGGAUAUCGUGAAUCUAGUCACUAGAAUAGUCAGAUGA